GCGCCGCGCGGCGAGGAACGGCGAGAGCGCCUUGCGAGCAGUAAAUUUCGCAAGCCCGAUGGUUUGCAUGAGUUUUCGCGCUACCUGUUACGAAAGCUCGACGGAUGAUACGAAAACACGUGUCUUUUCCGUGGCCGGAGUGUCGAUAGUCGUAUUCGUCGGCGUGUGACUGCGCGCGCGAUCUCUGAGAAACGUUCUCGCCGAAGGGGAGCCGCACGGACGUGGACGCGCGGCAUGCCAAGAGACAGUGGUGAGACUGAAACAGAGACAAAGAAAGAGAGUGUGUGAGAGAGAGAGAGAGAAAGAAAGAGAGUGUGUGCGUGUGAGUGAGACAGAGGGAGAGAUAGAGCGAGCGAGCGAGAGAGAGAGAGAGAGAGAGAGAAAGAGAGAUAGACGUUUCCGCGAACACGUUCCUCACGCGCUCGUGCAUACGUUUCAGCACACGCGUCCUCCGAGGGAAAGCGGGCCGCGAGGCGGUGCGGUGCGACGCGGCGCGGUGCGGCGCGCGGGGCGGCCAUUUUAUGUUAGUAUGACGUAGAGGCUGGGUGUAGCUUCGCGUUCUUAUUGCCGUGUGCUGUUGUGCGCGCGCGAGGCGACGAAUAAAGUAACGGGCGGACGCUUGGCGUCCGAUGCUGCUGCUGCCGCUGAGCCAGCUCCUGAGCGCUUGGACACACGCAGCACGGCGGCACGAGUGGCACGGAGAAGUAACCGCCGCGGUGGUGUCGUGUCUUCCCGCGAGUAGCUGUGUAGCAACGCGCGGAAGCUAGGCAGCGCUAGGUAGCCUCGAACGUGUGUGGGAGCGAAUCGGUUAACUUACCUAUCUGCGGCGGGAGGAGAGGCGAGUGAACCGAGCGCCGAGAGUGAGUAAGAGAGAGAGAGAGAGAGAGAGAGAGAGAAAGAAAGAGCGAGUGAGAGAAAGAGCGAGUAGGCGAGAGGGAAGCGAAGGGGAGAGUGAGUGAUAGAGAGGGAGAGCGAGAGAGAGAGAGAGAGAGAGAGAAAGAGACGUACAGCGUGCCACACAGCGCGUACGAGAAGCAGGCGAGCGUACGAAACAUAUUAUCAACGAGAGCUGUGGCUAGGUAGAGCUCUAGCGAGAGCGUGCCAACGGUAAGAGCCAAGUGUGUGUGCGUGUGUGUGGGACUGUGUGUGUGUGUGUUUGCUGCGGCAGUGCCCGUAGCAGCGCAGCGCGCGAACAUGAGCGAGGAAAGUAAUCCACGUACUCUAUACGUGGGCAACCUGGACACCACGGUGUCCGAGGACCUUUUGUGCGCGCUGUUCUCGCAAAUCGGCGCGGUCAAAGGCUGCAAGAUCAUCCGCGAGCCCGGCAACGAUCCGUAUGCUUUCGUCGAGUUUACGAACCACCAGUGCGCGGCCACGGCGCUGGCCGCCAUGAACAAGCGUUCGUUCCUGGACAAGGAGAUGAAGGUUAACUGGGCGACCAGUCCGGGCAAUCAGCCGAAGCUCGACACCAGCAACCACCAUCACAUCUUCGUGGGCGACCUUUCGCCGGAGAUCGAGACACAGACGCUGAAGGAGGCCUUUGCGCCAUUCGGCGAGAUCAGCAAUUGCAGGAUCGUGCGUGACCCUCAGACAUUAAAAAGCAAAGGGUACGCCUUUGUAUCGUUCGUGAAGAAGUCCGAGGCUGAGGCGGCAAUCGCGGCGAUGAAUGGACAGUGGCUGGGCUCCCGGAGUAUCAGGACGAACUGGUCCACUAGGAAACCACCACCCCCGAGGUCAGAGAGGCCGAGACACUCAAACAAUAGUAAACCUAACUACGAAGAGGUAUAUAACCAAAGUAGUCCGACCAAUUGUACUGUAUAUUGCGGAGGUUUCACAAACGGCAUCACAGACGAGUUGAUAAAGAAAACGUUUUCUCCCUUUGGCACCAUCCAAGAUAUUAGAGUGUUCAAGGAGAAGGGAUAUGCCUUUAUUAAAUUUACAACUAAGGAAGCAGCAACGCACGCCAUCGAAUCGACGCAUAAUACAGAAAUCAACGGUAGCAUCGUCAAAUGCUUUUGGGGGAAGGAAAAUGGCGACCCAAAUAGCGUCGGUCCUAACGCCAAUCAUCAAGCUCAACAGGUGACAGCAGGAGCUGGGCAAUAUCCGUACGGAUAUGGUCAGCAGAUGGGUUACUGGUACGCGCAGGGUUAUCCACAGAUGCAGGGACAGUUCUUGCAACCUGCUCAAUAUUAUGGCCAAUAUUACGGCCAGCAGACCCAAUACAUGAACAGCAUGAGGAUGCCCGCUCCUGGUGCAGGCACUUGGCAACCGGCCCAAGCAACCGCCGCACCCCCGACGGCAAGCGCACCUCUACCACCGGGUCAGCAGCCGACUAUGGUAACAUAUACCAUGCCACACCAAUACCCUACGCAAUGAAGUUGAUGAUUGACCAGCGUCAGCUAAUUGUUACAUACGAUACAGUUGUCGCGCAGGGGCUAUCGCGAAAAUCGUUCUGUCAUAUACCUACUCCAACAUUUAUAUCCGAGUUUUUGACGACAACGUAGACGCUUAGGGUAAUCGUUUCUAAGACUAACAUAUAUUUCUUAAAAAAGAAAAGAGAAAAAAAAACCAAACGAACAUUCGUUACAUACCGAAUCAAAGAGAAGAAAGAGGGCAAAGAAAAAAGAAAACAAAAAACAGGCAUGGGAUGGGGGAAUCUUCUCUUUACGCAAAAGACAUUCUUUCGUGAGUGAAAUAAAAAACGCGCAAAAAGACGCAUCGUUAUUUUCUUUCUUGUGUUUUCUUCGUGUAGAGACGCUAGCGACGUUACACGAUUUGUUGUAUCGCGACGCGACCAAGUCGGACAACACACGUCUCACCCACGACUUUGUAAUGAUGAUGAUCGUAAACGUACCUUACGAUCUUUUUCGCUUCAUGCAUACGCUUGCCGAUGUUGAAACAGGUAUAUCUCCGAACUCUUCCUUGCGGUCCCCUGUUAAAAAAGAAAAGUAAAGGAAAACACAACCGAGCCCCGCACACGUUGCGUUGCGCGAGCAAGUACGUACGUACGUAUGCGGCGAUUGCGUUGUUGAUAUCUUUUAAUAUUUUUGUCACUGAAUACCCCCCAGAGUCCCCUCAGUUUAAUCGCGGAUCAUUGAACGAACGACGCGCGACAAAUGUUCAUUUGAGAGAGAGCGAGCGAGAGAGAGAGAGAGAGAGAGAGAGAGAGAGAGAAAAAGAGCGCGAGAGAGAGAUACGGCGUACAGAGUACACCGGGACAUAGUUAAUAAAAUAAGGAUAGAAAAAGCGAUUAGCUAGACACAGCGCCUGUGAUGUAGCUAGAUUUUCCGGACGCGUGUACGCCAACGCGUGCGGGGCUUCUAACAAAUAAACUGCGCGAGAGUCGAGUUACAACUUUCCUCGUUAUGUGAUAUUUAUCGUCGGUGGUCAAUAUGUAAAACUUUGCUAUAACGAUCUUUGAAAGGAAGAAAGUAAUGGAGGAGCUAGAAAGAAGGCAGGGGAAAACCGAGAAAGAGAGAGAGAGAGAGCGAGAGAGAGAGAGAGAGAGAGAGAGAGAGAGAGAGAGAGAGAGAGAGAGAGAGAGAAAGACAGGGGAAAAGAAGGGAAAAAAGGGAAUGUUUUGUUAUUAUAUAAACGUGUCGGCGAAUCGAGGUUUGCUCGGAUACGGAUACAAAUAUUAAUUAAUUGCCGCGCGUCACAUGUGUGCAUUAAUGACGCAUCGGCUCGCACGCUCCACGCUUCGGUACGUCUCGCCCCAUCCGUCACUGCGAAUUCCCGCUCGGCGAAGCGCGUCGACGUGCAGCGCUGCGGAUAUCCCGGUCGCGAUGUUAAAAACAGAAGAAAAACAAUAGAUACCGUAAGGGUCGAGACUGUUUUGACGAAGUGGUGACGGACGUGGCGAAAAGUACAACGAGGAUCGUUCAUGGUGUGUAUGUGUGUGCGCGCGCGCGCGCGCGCGCGUGUGUGUGUGUGUGUGUGUGUGUGGUGUUCGGGCAUCGGCAUUAAUACACUCUGUCGUCGCGCGUGGUAAAUAAUAAUAUAUAUAUACACAUAUAUAUAUAUAUAUACACACA
Messenger RNA from Harpegnathos saltator (Jerdon's jumping ant), 4034 nucleotides. It is a transcript of the gene Rox8, whose product is annotated as TIA1 cytotoxic granule associated RNA binding protein Rox8. The coding region runs from base 1195 to 2376 and encodes 393 amino acids. Gene Ontology annotation, molecular function: RNA binding. NCBI's taxonomy places the organism in Eukaryota, Metazoa, Arthropoda, Insecta, Hymenoptera, Formicidae. The record is from RefSeq and is a predicted model, not a curated record. The transcript is spliced from 3 exons.